Penicillium canariense is the source of this 927-nucleotide messenger RNA. RefSeq lists its product as uncharacterized. Bases 1 to 927 code for a protein of 308 amino acids. Lineage: Eukaryota; Fungi; Ascomycota; Eurotiomycetes; Eurotiales; Aspergillaceae. The record is from RefSeq and is a predicted model, not a curated record. The transcript is spliced from 4 exons. Gene Ontology annotation, molecular function: oxidoreductase activity.
AUGCAAGAAGAAACCGAAAGAACUGCCAGAGGGCCCCAGUCUCAGUUCCAGCAGGGACAUCAAAUCCCAGUGCAACAUCACAAGAAGCCUGGUCUGCAGCAUGAAAUGGAAGACCCAAAGCCUACUUCUACUCAGCUUCCGUCCGAAGAUAAUGGAUACCAGACAUAUAAAGCUGCUGGAAAGCUGACUGGCAAAAAUGCUAUCAUAACUGGAGGUGACUCUGGAAUUGGCAGAGCGACUGCUAUUCUGUUCGCAAUGGAAGGCGCAUCUAGCUUGAUCACGUGCUUGCCAGAAGAGGAGACAGACGCUCAGGAAACUGUGCGUCGGGUGAAGGAACUGGGCCAGAAAUGUUUCGUUCUGAAGGUAGACUUGAGAGAAAAAGAAAACUGCAAAAAGGUUGUCGAUGCAGCCUUGCAACACUUGGGCGGUAUCGACAUUUUGAUCAACAACGCUGGGACCCAAAAUAUGAUAGAAGAUAUCAAGGAUCUGGAUGAGGAGCAGUGGGUGUCUACAUUUGAUACUAACAUCCAUUCCGUUUUUUAUCUCUCAAAGUACGCUCUUCCUCAUCUGAAGAACGGAUCAAGCAUCAUCAAUUGUGCAUCAAUCAACGCCUAUAUUGGACGUCCAGACCUGCUUGAUUAUACCGCCACAAAAGGUGCACUCGUGGCAUUUACUAGAGGAUUGUCGAAUCAACAGAUCAAAAAUGGUAUUCGGGUCAAUGCUGUCUGUCCUGGGCCAGUCUGGACUCCCCUUAUUCCUGCGACUAUGAACUCAUCUGCCAUGGAGCAGUUUAGUGGCACUCCCAUGGGUCGGCCGGGUCAGCCCAGUGAGAUUGCUUCAUGUUUUGUGUUCCUUGCGAGCCAAGAUUCAAGCUUUAUUUCCGGUCAAUGCUUGCAUCCUAAUGGGGGUGUUGUGGUCAAUGGAUGA